AUGGCCAAAGGCUUCUUCAUCAGCAAGACGCUGGGCAUAGUUGGGAUCGUUCUUGCGGUUGCCGCUGUGGCCACCAUCAUUGCUCUGGCGGUUGUCUAUGCAGAGGAGAAGCAGAAGUCAAGCAAUGAUGCGUCUGACCCAACCCCAUCUAGCUCCAUCUCUACCGCCACUACCACCACCAGAGCUACAGCUGCCACCCCCAGUGUUCCUGGCACUACGGCCAACCCAAACGACCCUUGGAAUCAAAUGCGGCUACCCAAGACCCUCGAGCCCGUGCACUAUGAUGUCACCCUGCAACCCUUCCUGACCCAGGAUGCUCAAGGACUCUAUGUCUUCACGGGCAACAGCACGGUGCAAUUUGUGUGCCUGCAGCCCACCGACCUCAUCCUCAUCCACAGCAAGAAGCUCAGCUACAUCGAGCAAGCGGGGAACCUCGUCUCUCUGCGUGGGGUAAACGGGUCCACAGCACCAGCCAUCUCUCGGACCUGGCUGCAGGAAAAGACUGAAUACCUGGUGGUGCAGCUUAGCGGAAGCCUCCAGCAGAAUGCGUCCUAUGAGUUGCUGAGCAGCUUCCGUGGGGAGCUGGCGGAUGACCUGGCUGGCUUCUAUCGCAGUGAAUACAUGGAGGAUGGGGUUCGCAAGUAGGUGGAACUGUGUGUGUGUGUUUGUGUGGUGGGGCAACCCUACAGUUCUAUGAAAAAUACAGUUCCUGCAGCCAGUCUCUGUGUCUGGGAAGAUCUCUGGACAAGCCUGGCAGGGUGUGAGUUGGGGAGGCUAUAGACACUGGAUUGUGUUAUCAGCAUCUGAAGCAGGGGGGAGGCCAGAGCCAUCCCUCUCUGCUGCCUGGCAGCCACCUGCCCUCAGAACAGGCUGGGCUCCUCCUCCCACCUGGCACCAGGUCACCAACCCUGCAGCUCUGGGGCAGCCACAGAGACCCCUAGCAAGGAGCUGGAGGAAAAUCCACCCAGAGAGGGACAUUGCAGCAAAGGGUGGUGGUGCGGAUGAAGGCAAGGGACUCCCCAGCCAUUUGUACACUCCAAAGCUUCUCCUACCUGCCCACAGCUGCUUUUUUCCUUUUGCAAGUCCCUGCUAUGUCCUCCCUAGGGCCUCUGUUGAAGCCCAAACCCCAACCGCAACCUGUUGUUUAGUUUGAUGUGGAGGUGCCCCCCCCCCAGGGUGGCCGAUCUCCCAUAGCCCUCUUGCCAGCUCUUCCUGCUUGCCUUAUGUUGAGAGGAGACCAGUUUACAGGAGAGCAAAGUGGGAUGGAUGCGACAUAGCACCGUUAGCAGGGACCUGGUGCCACUGUGGUGAGUGACUAGGUAGCAUUUCUUGAGAGUCUCCAGAGUUGAGCUCUGGGACUGCCCACACCCCAUGAAAUGCCCACCCUGCACCCCGACCCCCGUUCUAGCACAGGGUAAUGGCCAAAUCAGGCCUGGAACUUCUGAGGUUGGGAUGGAGAUUGUUGCCACUUGACUCAGAAAAGGGGCUAUGCCCCCCCACCCCUGCUCAAGAGCUACAGGUACUUCCCACCUGCACCCAACCUGGGGAGCUCCACCCACACCUACCUCCUCCCAUGGUGGUUGUUUGCAUUGCAACUUGCCUUGAAAAUAUCUGGGCAGCUAAGAAGCAGGGCAGACCCUGGAAGACACAAGCUCCCUUGUCUCAAUAAAUCAAGAAGACAUGGCAUGGCGGGUGGGUGGGUGGACCUGGGGGAACAUGCAUUGACCAGCCUCUGUCCUCCUCCCAGGGUGGUGGCCACAACGCAGAUGCAGGCGGCUGAUGCCCGGAAGGCCUUUCCUUGCUUUGAUGAGCCGGCCAUGAAGGCCACCUUCACCAUUGUGUUGAUCCACCCAUCUGACCAUGUGGCUCUCUCCAACAUGCCUGUGCAGAGUAAGGGGGUGAAGGGAGGGUGGGGCAAAGGGACUCCCCUUGGUGGUGGUGGUGAAGCACACCUGCCACUUCCUCCUCCUCAGUUUCCAUCUGUGUUCAUGACCCCCUCCCUCCUCUCCCAAGAGAUUGCGGCUCUUUCCUUGCAUGGGUAGAAGGGCAGGAGGGGAGAGCCAGACUGGAAGUGGGAGGAGACUGAGGGGGAGGUUUGCUUCCCACAGGUACUGGAUGGUGUUCCCAUUAUGCAGAGUCUGGAGUCAGGACAUGCUUGGGAUGGGGGGAUCUGUGUCCAGUGGAAUGGGGGAGAGAAGUCUUUGAAUCACCAGAGGUUUGGAAUCCAAGAGCUGCUGAAUCAGCCUUCCUGAAGGGAAGAAGCCUGUGUGGGAGGAGGGAGGUGAUUUCCCUUGGGAGCUCAAGUACAGAGGCUCACACCAAAUUCCCAGCCAGAGUCCAAAGAGUCCAUUAGGAUGCACGCUAUAUAGACAGAUAUGUCAUCUUACCUGUUCAUCCUCUACCCAAUCACCUUCUGCCACACCAGCACUCCACCCUCUCUCAUCCAACCACAACUGACUCAACCCCUUCCCAUCUUUUACUGUGCCUGUCCGACCCCUCUUUGUAUGUUGAAUGGAAUUGGUUUUCCCCCUUUAACAGUCAGCUGUCAGGUUCCUUUUUAACUGGUUCUUCCCAGGCUUGUGGUGAGUUCACACUGGCCUCACUAUUAGUGGGCUUAACAGUAAUUCCACCUCAGCCAUCAGGGCUGGCACUGUUGGGAGCUGUCCACCAAAUGAGAGAAAGGGAAGCAAGUGAGGGCAACUGGAAAAACGUGCAGGAGGGAGAGGAUCCUGCUUCAGAAUGGACUCAGCCACAGAGCAAAGGAACUGUGAGAGCAAUGCACAGCAUUGAGCUGGGUGCUGUCAUUUGAGGGCAGGACCCUCUUGCCUCCUCCUUCUCUCUGGGGUAACAAUGCCUGUUUGCCUGGUGAUAACUGAUGACACUCACAAGGUGAAUGGCCACAUUCAGUCCAACAAUGUAGUCUACCAACUGCACUGGGAUUGGACCCUUGGACUCCAGAAACUGCAAAUGCAGACAAAAAGUUAUGGGGUUUUGGAGAUAAACAGGGGUCAUGGUUGGGUCUUGACUUUAGGCAAGAUCAGCAGAGCAGGUUUAUGGUCUCUUCUCCUCCCCGCACUCUAGGCACCACACAGAUGCAGCUGGAGGGACAGCUAUGGAACCGGACAGUAUUUCAACCCACACUCAAGAUGUCAACCUACUUGCUUGCUUUCAUCGUCAGCCAGUUUGACUAUGUGCAGGAACAGAAUAACGUCUCGGUAGGCGUGGCAGUGGGGAAGACCGCCUCCUUCUUGAGGGCCUUGGGAGCUCUCCUUGCUCGGAGGGAUUUCUGGGCACCUAUUCCAGGCAGGGACCCCAGGCCCUGCUCCCACCCAGGCUUGGUCCUCCACUGACGAUCCUUGCUGAGACAUCCCUAUUCCGUUUCAGAUGCGAAUUUGGGGCCGCCCCAAAGCCAUUGCAGAGGGCCAGGGAGACUACGGCAUCAAGGUCACUGGACCCAUCCUGGAUUUCUUUGAGAAGCAUUAUUCCACACCUUACCCGCUGAGCAAACUAGGUUGGUGCAGAAGCAGGAGGGAGGGCUGACAUGAGGGAAGCGGACAAGGAGCGGGCUUUGGGAAGGGCAUGCAAGGCUCUGGCAGGGUCCUAGAGCCCUCCUUACUCCUUCUCAAAGCCUGGUGAGUGCUUGCCCAGCUUUAGGAAGGAGGGCUCUAGGACCCUUUCAGAGCCCUCACACCUCCUUCCCGAAACUGGGCAAACGAUUCCUGGGCUUUGAGAAGACCCUCUCUUUGGCUGCAUGCACAGUACCUCCACACCAUUCACGCUGCCCUAAAUCCGCCUCUGCUCUUAUGAUUCAUUCCUGCUUAUUCUGAAGCCUGAUCUCCACUGUCAGAGACAUUAAAUGCCUCUGAAUGGCAGUUGCCGGGAAUCACUAGUGGGGAGAGUUGCUGCUGCUGUUGCGCUCAGGUCCUGCUUCUGGGCAUCACCCUGGGACAUCUGGUUGGCCUCUGGAAGGACAGGAUGCUGGACCAGAUGGGCCCUCCUUGGUUCUUAUAACCUUCUUCUCCUGACUGUUCAACUGUUUCCACAGACCAUACUUAGAGAAACCUAGGAUGUUCUGGAAGUCUUGGGCUGCAACUCCCAUCAGCCGCAGCCAGCUUGGCUGUGCUGGGGUAGACAAUACAUCCAUGCUGGCUGGGCCUGAUGGAAGUUAAUAGGAUGGCGGUAUGGUAGCUUUGGAAGAGACCCAAAGGCUCAUCUAGUCCAAGUCCCUGCAAUGCACAGUGGUAGUUCAAGACACCUGGAAGGCAGCAAGGUGGGGAAACCUGGCUUGGGACUUCAGUUCCCUGUGGCUGAAUGAUAGGGCAGGUCUGCAGCCCCGCCAACUCUUUACAGUAUGAUAGUGCUGUUCACAAGUGGUUUUUAAUAUAUACAGCACUGCUUCUAAAAAGGCCUAGGAGUGACAACUGACUCGCAGCUGUGGAAGCCUGGCUCGUAGUCCCAGCCUGGCUCAUGGGACAUUCUCUCCCCAGACCAGGUCGCCCUCCCGGACUUUAAUGCCGGCGCCAUGGAGAACUGGGGGCUGUUGACCUAUCGUGAGAACUCCUUGCUCUUUGACCCGCUCUUCUCCUCCAUUGGGAACAAGGAGCGGGUGCUGACCGUCAUCGCUCACGAAGUGGCCCAUCAGGUACUCUCUAUGGGUUUUGGAACCACACGGGCCACUUGAGUGGGGAGGGGGAUCUUGCACUUGGGUCCUGUUGAUGGGUUUUUCCCUGGGGUACCUGGUUGGCCACUGGGAGAUCUGAGUGCUGGACAGGAUGGGCUGUGUUCUGGUCUAGCUGCAGGGCUCUUCCCAGGAACUCCUGCUCAGUCAAUAGACCCUCUUCACUCUCAUUGGCCGUUUUCUGAAGACUUCUCCCAGCCCAUGAGGUGAUUGUUGGCUGGGCACCUGACACACUUCAAACCCACCCAAUACCAUGCACCGAGGGAGUAUUUGAGGGGGCUUCAAGGCUGACUAACCUCCUGCUUCCCCACCCCCAGUGGUUUGGGAACCUCGUGACCCUCCGUUGGUGGAAUGACCUGUGGCUGAACGAAGGCUUUGCAUCCUAUGUGGAAUAUCUUGGUGCCAAUGCGGCGGAGCCCACCUGGGAUAUUGUAAGUUGCUUUUGUGAGAUAGAACAGGGCUGGAUGGUGCUGGGAGGCUUCUGAGGAAUAAUGCAGCUCCUGACCCAAGUCCUUCUCAGGCAGCCUGAGUUCUGCAAAGGUAGCUGGCAAAAGGAGAGGGCUGGGUAGUGGGGGGUUUGGAGACAUAUUCACCCUGGAAAUCAAAGAUGGCUGCUUCCAAGUGAUCUCAAGGUCCCUGGAUUUCUCUGAAGGUGCUGAUAAGGUCUUUCAUACACUCAUUUAAAGCACCUUCACCUCACUGCAAGAAUUCUGCGAACUGUAGCUUACCCCUCACAGAGCUACAAUUCCCAGCACUCUCAACAAACUACAGUUCUCAGGAUUUUUUUGGGGGGGUGUGUGCUUUAAAUGCAUGGUGUACACAACCCCGGUCUCCCCACAAAACUGUAAUUUUCAUGGCUUCUGAGAAUUAAGCUGGCUUGAGAAAGAGAGCUAGCUCAGUUGGUAGAGCAUGAGACUCCUAAUCUCAGGGUUCAAACCCUGCAUUGGACAAAAAAAGAAAUAGAAAAGAAGAAUUCCUGCCUUGCAGGAAGUUGGACUGGAUGACCCUCGUGGUCCCUUCCAACUCCAUGAUUCUAUGAAAAUAAACCCACACAGAGGCAGAGUGUGGAUGUGGUCCAUGUAGGAGCGAGGGAAGAGCUGGUCUUAUGUUGUGGCAAUGGUGUGGUUGCCACUGGAAGGGGCUCCCGUGUGGCACAGGAAGAGCCUCCAGAGCAUGAUGGGUCCCCUUUCCAGGUAGAAAGGGAUGUAAAUACAGUAGCAGGCAGUGAGCUUGGACCAGGGAGAACUAGAUUUGAAUCCUUGCUCAGCCAUAAAGCUUUUGGCCAGUCACUGUCCCCCACCACACACUCUUACCUAAGAGUGUUUGUUGUGAGGAUGGACCAUGAGAUUUUGGGGAACUGAUUUGCAGAAAGACCUGAUGGUCUCCAACGAAAUGUACCGUGUGAUGGCCAUUGAUGCACUGGCUUCCUCGCACCCGCUGUCCUUCCCCGAAGCGGAGAUCAACACACCAGCGCAAAUCAGCGAAGUCUUUGAUGCCAUCGCCUACAGCAAGGUGAGUGUGCCUUGGGUGGUUGGGUCUGGGGGAAGGUGGAGUGCCUGCCUCUCUUCCCUUCCCAGAUGGAGCAAGUUUGGCUGCAGAGAACUGAGCUGGGAGCAGCCGCCGCCUCUCCCUUGGUACUUCAAAGCUAAGACUGGCAGAGGGCCACCCACCUAUGAAAAGGUGGUGGUUCUGAGAGGAUCUGCUGCAUUACUGGGGCUUGUGGAAUUAUCCAAGCCUGGCUUUUGGGAUUUACAUUUGGGUGUGGAACCCCAUCAUGGGUGGGAGUGAGAGAGGACAUCCUGUGGCCUCUCCCUUCACUGCCCUCUCCUCUCUCCACAGGGAGCUUCAGUCCUGCGGAUGCUCUCCGAAUUCCUCACUGAGGACCGCUUCAAAGAGGGGCUGAAGGUAAGGCCUGUCUUGGCAAGCGCUGGGUCGUUCAUAAUGAUACCUGCACUGCCCUUGUCUGGCGCUUCCUCCCCCUGCUUUGCCAUGGGGUUGGGUGUGUGGAGUGGGGAGAGACCUGGGUGAGCAAAGGGGAGGGUCUGUGUGUUCCCACCUCCCCAGCAAACUCUAAUGGAGCAAAGGCAAUGUGGGCUGCACACCAAGGAGGUAUGGGCUUCCCAAGGGCCCAGUGGCAGCUGGGGUGGGGGGGCGUCAAUCUCUCUCUCUCUCUCAUUCACCUUCUGUUCUUUCUGCAGUCAUACUUUAAGGCCUUCGCAUACGGAAACACCGUCUACGAUGACCUCUGGCAUCACCUCCAGUUGGUACGUCCAAUAGUCCGUCCAUUUAAAAUGCCAGGGGAUGCUUCUAGUUAGGGUGGAAGGGCCAUAGCUCAGUGGGAAGAGCAUCUGCCUUGCAAGUCAAAGGCCCCAGGUUCAAUACCGGUUGGUGUCUCCAGGGAGGGGCUGGGAGAGGCUCCUGCCUAAAAUCCUGGAGAGCCAUUGCUAGUCAGUGUAAGCAAUACUGAGUUAGAUGGACCAAUGGUCUGACUCAGUAAAAGGCAGCUUCCUGUGUUCCUGGCCAGGCAGUGUCUGGAGGCUACUUCUCUCAGCUGCAGGUGGGGGUGAGCCUUCUUCCAAGGGGGAGGAGGGGCUUUCAUAGGUCUCCCAACCAUUGUUGCAUCCUGGUUGGACGAUGGUUUGUUCAACGUGCUGGUUAUACAGGGCUCAUCCAGACUUGCCCUUGUCCUGUGGAUCUGAGUGGUUUCCCACUUGUCCUGCACUUUCUAGGCACAGGUCUGAGAGGUUUUGCCCUUCUCUUGCUGCUUUCUCCCAGAAAACACCCUCUUUAUCAAUAGAUCGGUGCAAGUAUCAAUCUGGGGAAAACUCAAUUGACAUUUGCUCCAAUUUGGCAGUAAAGAUUGGGUUUCCCUGGGGAAAGGCAGCGGGGGCAAGGGCAAGUUUGGAUGAGACCAUAAACACAUACACAAGGUUGUUAGACACAAUAUUGUUUGCUGUCUUGCAUGAAGUUGCCUAAUUCAUUUUCAAAAGCCCACCCUUAUUUAUAAGAACACAAUUGCUUUUUGUCUUCAGCGGGCAAACAGUCAUCCUCUUAGCUAAUUUCUGGAAUUCUCAGAAACAUCUGGAAACUGUGAACACACACACACACACACACACACACACACACACACACACUCCUUGGCCAAAUAUAUUUCCCCUGGCCUUCCUCCAGCCUCUCCCCCCACCCUCGAGGAUGGGCUUUCUAGAUUCUGGGUUAUCUUUGGAGCUUUCCUUGAAGCCACUGACUUCUCCUCAGCAAGCAUGCAUUUGGCCCUGUGAUGCCAGGAACUCAGGUCUUUGAAUGAACAUGGCUUGGCCAAGGCUGGCUGUGCCUUGGUCCAACAGCUGCCUGGGUCUUAGACUUGCCUGCCUCAGGAUGGUUGCAUUGAUUGACUUCCCUGGGCCCAAAUGUCCCCUCUGCCCGGUUGGCUCCUUUGCAGUGCAGCUCCCUUUCAGUCCACGAUCUCCUUCUUGGGCUUUUUGCUGAGCGCUGCUUCCGUGUGUGUAACAACUUACAGCUGUGCAUUUGGCAUCCCCCGGUACAGCCGUUGCUCAAACCCUGAGCUCAUUUUGAAUCCUCCUCUCCUGCUGGCAUUUUGCUGUCAACAGAUUUUAAGCACGUCCCCCUACAUCAGGGCUGCCAGUCAGCCCAUCUCCUGCUCUGGGCACUGCCCACUUAGACGGGUGUCAAAUUUGGCUGAAGAGGGAAAUCCACAGGAUCUGAGUAUAGCUCAGCCUUCCUCUCUUUCUGCUCUGUUCCUGCAUUAUCCACCACCCCAUGAUUUUCACCCUUCCUGCUUAUUUAAUUGCCUCUACCUUUUCUCUUUUUUUCUCCACCUCCUCCCCCCAGCCCACUCUGCUUUUGCAUAUUCCCUCAAAGGUUGCUUCUCCUUCCAAGCCUUAGGUUUUUUGCUCCCACCGGCCUCUUCUCCAGUCGCAGGAGCCUCAGUGACCGUGACCUGCUUCCAUUUCUCUUUGCCACCCUUUCCCCUCCUUCAGUCGCAUCUCUCACUGUUGAAGUUUAGACUGCAAGCUGCUGGGGGCAGAGACUUUCCUUUCCCUUGCUUGUGAUGCUGAACAGUUCAGUGUCUCCUGUGCUAAAUACCGGACCGACUUCAUUCUCCAGAGAGGGAGGGAGGGAAGAAGAGAGCUUUUCAUGGUAGUUUUUGUUCUCGGGCACUCUUUGCUUUCUGGCAUGUGACCCUGUGCCAACAGCCCCACUCCCUUUCCUUCUGCCUCUGCACACGACUUGAUGGAGGAGGCUGAAAAGGGGAGGAACAGCUCCCUUAUACCAAGUCAGAGUCUAGGUCAAUCUAGUUCAGUAUUGUCUACACUGACUGGCAGCAGCAUGCCAGGGUUUCUAGGAAGGAAGUACCUCCCAGCUGAGGAUUGAACCUGGGACCUUCUGCAUGCAAAUCAGAUGCUGAGCUUUGCCCUUUCCCCUUAAAUAUUACCUUUGGGGUUUUCAACAGAACUGGGUUAUUUCCUGGUUGUCCAUCCAUAGCUAUGAGGGCUAAACCCUUAAGUGGGGCUGGAGGGCUCAGCCCUAGGAGGGCACCUUGAAGCAACAUAGAGUUUUGGCAAGGGGUGUGUGACUGUGACCAGAAGCCACAGCUGAGUGUUUUGCAUUGAUUGCAUCUGACAAAGCUUAUGAUGCCAUAAUGCGUUUGGUAGGCUUUACAUUGCCACAAGUCUUCUUGAUUUUGUUUUUGUUUUUGCUAUGAAUCCCUGUGCCUCAUUAACACUCCCUCCUUUGGACAGGCAGUAGAUCAAGACAGGUUUGAACUCCCUGGCACAGUCAAAGAAAUCAUGGACCGGUGGACCUUGCAGAUGGGCUUCCCAGUGGUGACUGUGGACACCGCUACUGGGAGCCUCACUCAGAAGCAUUUCUUGCUGGACCAAACAUCUGUUGUUGACCGACCCUCACAAUUCAAGUAAGUAGGGAGCCCUGAGCCACAGACUCCAUGGAAAGGCCACAUUCAGUCCAGAAAGACCUGGAGGAAAGAGUGUGCUUGUGUCCAGAGAAUUGUGGCCAUUGGCAGUUCCUGGCAGGGCAUCACUAGACUCCCUGGCCAGUGCACUCUCCUCCUCCUCCUCCUCCUUGGAAGCCAAGAGACCUUUGGCUUGAUUCAGGACAAGGGAGGACACACCUGUCUGUUUCUUUCUGCAGCUACACCUGGAUCGUCCCUAUCUCCUCAAUGAAGUCAGAUAAUCCAAUACCUUUGUACUGGCUCACAAGCACAACAGGUACCCUUCACUGCGACCAUCUUCCCAGCUUUACCGUGAUGUCGCUGGGAUUAUUAUUGCAUUCAAUUGACUUUUACUCAAAAUACACCCACUGAAAUUCAUGGCUGUAGCUAACUGAGGACCAUUAAUUUUCAAAGGGUAAAAGUUCGUUGAAUACAACUUCUUCUCUUCCUCCUCCUCUUCCUCCUCCUCCUCCUCCUCCUCUAACAUAUUACCCACCCUUCACCAACAGGCCCCAGGGCAGCUUACAACUAUUCAAUAUUCAAUAUUUAAAAUAGCUAAGUUGCAGUCACAGGAGUAGGGCGGCUCCUGAAAACAUGUAUCUUGGGUGUGAAAGGCCAGGGUAAAGAGGUUCGUCUUCAGCAUACAUGUGGGGAGGGAAUUUCACAACUUAAGGGAUGCCACAGAGAAUGCCUUCUUCUCUCAGGUGUUCUGAACCGCAGACCCAAAGGAGGCCUCAUGGGAGUGGUUGGGUGCAGGAUAACAAAGAAGGAUGCCCAAAACACCAGAAUGGUCAGUUCUAGUGUUUUAUUAAGAAGAAGGGUGUAGACUUGCAGCAAAUCAGCCUGCCAGGUCUCCUAGCCUUUACAGACAUGGGACGGGCACCUCAGCAAGGGGACAGGUUGUCCUCACCCAAGCAAACAUUCAUACAUUUUUUUAAUACACAAAGCAGUAUAUGUCACUUUGUCUAGGACUUCUCAUCGCUUCACCUGACUAGAGGAGACGACAGGUGGCAACUACCCAAAUCUUACAGAUAGUUCCCCUUUCUGGGCUCAGAGCCCAGCGCCCAAGCCCAUAGAUAAGGAUAACAUCAAAGCAAAAAAUAUAAACAUAUAUGAGUUCGUUGCUACAACUACUAAUAAAUUAUGGGGUUAUCUUGACUACUGAGAUGGUGUUUGCAGAGCAUCCAGAACAGUUCACCUUUGGUUCAACACACUGGGCCACCCCCACAAAUUUCUGAGGGUGGAGGAACUACCUAGAGGGCUCUCUCUGCUGAUCUUAGCACCUGGGAGGGUCUGUAGGGAAUGAUAUAUUAGGCUUUUCAGACCAAAGUACUGGGUCACCCCAACCUUGCAAGAUGGUUGCUUGGUUGAGGCUUUUAAUUAAGUUUUGUGGUCAAGUAGGCAAAAGUGGCACCAUCCUAUUCACUGGCUAGCUAGAGAAGAGGGACAGCCAUCCCCAUUGCCAAGAGGGCAACUUGCCCCUGCUCUCUGUUUCCCUUCAGUGGUCUGCAUCUACCUUGUAUUCAUUUGACUGGGUGGCAAGUCUUUGUGGUGGACUUGGUCCACCUUUCUAGCCAUCUUUCCUAUAAUCACCCUUUGUAGCUGGGCCACUCUGAGCCCACCUUGGCAGGGGGAGAGGAGUUGGCUCUGGAGAACGGGUCUCUCUAGGGCACACGCAAGGUCACCCCUCUCUCUCUUUCUGCAGCUCAGAUCUCCAACUUCUCAAUUGGGGCUGAUCCUAACACGUGGCUGCUCCUCAACAUUAACGUCACAGGAUAUUUCCGAGUGAACUAUGACCAGGGGAACUGGGACAGGCUCCUGGAGCAGCUGAAGACAGACCACCAGGUAGCCACAGACCUGAACUCCCUUCUUCCCCUUUCUACACAACCAGGGUCCCAUUCAUCUGAGCACAGCUAGGAGCCCAGGCAGGUCUCCAUCUUCCUCCAGUUCAGCUUCUUCAAGGUCUAACUGGAGAGUCUGUGAGGCAAAGGCUCCCCCCCUUUCUCCUCCACAGCCCUUGAAAUUUGGUGACUGAUGGAGGUGUGUGUGUGUGUGGGGGGGGAAAUACUGUUCCUGACUCAGUAUUAAUUUAUUUCAUAAAAUUUAUACACUACAGUGGUACCUUGGGUUACAUACGCUUCAGGUUACAUACACUUCAGGUUACAUACUCCGCUAACCCAGAAAUAGUGCUUCAGGUUAAGAACUUUGCUUCAGGAUGAGAUCAGAAAUUGUGCUCCGGCGGCGCGGCAGCAGCGGGAAGCCCCAUUAACUAAAGUGGUGCUUCAGGUUAAGAACAGUUUCAGGUUAAGUACGGACCUCCGGAACAAAUUAAGUACUUAACCCGAGGUACCACUGUACUUGAUUGCAAAAAAACCCACACACCAUCACAGUGGUUUACAAAAGGUAAAACAGUAAAAUCAAGGGUGGGAGGGAAUUAUUCUGCUGAAAAUGGCUCCCAGAGUGGCUGACAACAACCAGUAGUGCUAUAAGACUGACUUUGCUCCCAGGGUUACAAUCUAAGUGACAUAGCACAAAAGGAAAUGGUCUGUUUCAGACAGACUGGGAGCCCCAAACCAGGGACUGGUCCACAGCUCUGAACUAGCAGGAAAUGUCAGCAGUGUUCUGCCUUCAUCAUGAGUCUCAGGUGAAUGUGGGAACCUGGCCUUGCAAAGCAGGUGGGGCGGGGCUCCCCUAUGGCUGGAUUUGGCUUGGUCUAACACAGAGGUUUUCAACCUUUUUGAGUCUAUAGCUCCCUUGACCAACUACAUUACAUUCUUUCUCUGGCACCCCUGUGGGGCUCAGGAGCCCAGUUAUGUCACCCUUUGCCUGCAGAGCUGGCAGCCUCUCACCCUUUUCCACACACCCUCCCUUGUGGAGCGUUCCCUCAGCCUCGUCUCCUCUCCUCUCUCCUUGGAGCUGCUGUUGCCGUGCCUGGUCUCUGAGCUGCCCCCGCCCCAAAGAGAGGUGCCUCCCAGAGGCACCAUUCGCCUGAGGAGCUUAGAGCCAGGGCUGCUACAACAAACAGCUGUGCAAGCCUUUCGGAGGCAGAGACGUAAGAGGGCAUCAGAGGAGGGAGGAAAGGAAAGAGGGACAGAGCCGGUGUUGCCUGCGACACCCCUGACCAAGUUUCAAGGCACCCCAGGGUGCCACGGCACACUGGUUGAAAACCACUGGUCUAACGUUUCAGCCCCUUUCCUGCCCUCACCCUUUCCUACCAGCCUGCCCCUCCCUCCUGUUCCUCCUAUUCUGACCAGCAACUUCUGCUGUUUUCCAGAAAAUCCCAAUUCUUAACCGUGCUCAGCUGAUCGAUGACUCCUUCAACCUGGCCAGGUGAGACUUUGGGUUACCUAAAGCUCCCCUGUAUCUGGGAGUCACUAAUCUCCAUAUACACCCGCAACCCUAUUCAAGCCGAACCUCUGUCCAAGGGCCCCCUGGUGGCGUAUGAGGAUACAGCAGGGUUCUUGUGCUGCUUUGAUGCAGAAGUGGCUAUUGUCGGUGCUCUCAGGUCCAACCUGCCUGGUCCUUCCUGGGCUGGCCUCUGGAACCAGCGAGCCAGUCUGGGGUUGACGCACAUACCCCCCACCCACUUAUGUGGAGUGUGCAUGCUCUCAUUUUUCCAAGACACCCAGGCUUACUGCUGCUCUUGUGUAAAAUCAAAAGAGUGUGAGGUGCCCGAGCUCGUCUGCCCAGAAAUUUCCCCUUGCAAAGGUCCAUUGGGUCCCCUAGUAGUGACAGCAGGGCACUUUGCCCAUGCUCAGGAGCUUCACAUCUUCCUGGGCCAGCCUUCCACAUCCUGAUGCCUCCAGAUGUUUUGGAUUAUGGGCUCUUUCAGACUGUUGCAGCUUUUGCAUGGGAUUCAGUCACAUCUUUGCAAAUUUGGAUUGCCUUGUUAUAGUUGACUGGGACUUUUGCACAGCCAAAGCUGCUCUCCCAAAAGAAACAGGCCUUUUGCAAGAAGGGAAGUGACGAGGAAACAAGUAACUGCACAUUUAUUCAAAAUUCAGUGUAAACUAUUUAAUUUAAUCCAUUCAACAAAAUGGAUGGACUCGAACCAGUGAUACCAGCUUUUCAAAUUCUGAUAGUCAUUUACACCUUCAGCACCCACUUAACCCUAACCCCUUGCCUCUUAGUACCCCCUAGGCAAUCCUCCCCCGGAGCACCCUCAUUGGAAAUCACUGGUCUAAAACACCUGGAGGGCUCUAGGUUGCAAAAGGCUGCAUAAGGCUCACUGCUGGCACUGCAAACAGGACUCUGGGUUAGGUUUUGAUCCAAGAAUUGUGGGGGUGGGCAAUGACUUCCUGUGGUCUUGGUGGCCUUAAAUGCAGGGCUGCUGAACUGUGCAGGGGAUGGGAGGGGCCCCACCAGCCUGCUCCACACACACCCUCCACCCAAAGCGGUCUCUAUCUUCCAGGGCAAAUUACACCAGCACGGAGCUGGCCCUGAACACCACCCUUUACCUCGGGAAUGAGAGAGACUACCUGCCCUGGAGUGCGGCACUCAGCAACCUGGGCUACUUCCAGCUCAUGUUCGACCGCAGCCAGGUGUAUGGGCCCAUGCAGGUGAGCUCUGGUCAUGGGUGGGGGUUCCAGGGAUGAGGGGCACCAGGUGGGCUGGGAGGGAGGAGGAGGAGAGAGUGUCACUCCUGCAGCCUCUGAGAGCUCCCCCCCAGCCUCACCCUACAAAUGGGGAAGGGCAUUCCCAGCCUAGUGCUAAUCAGGGAUGGAGUUGGGCAGGGGGCUACAAGGCAGGCACCGGCCCAUUUCUUUCUUAGAGAGAACGUUGCCUAAUGACUGCUGGGUUGUUCUCCUCUUCCUCUGCAGAAAUACAUCCAGAAGCAGGUCACUCCUCUGUUCAAUUAUUAUAAGAACCUCACCGCUAACUGGACCAAAAUCCCAGAUGGCCUGAUGGACCAGUGAGUUUCCUUGGACCGAGGGGAAGGUGUUGGGGGGGCACUGGAGGGGCUAGGCUGGGGUUGACAACUGGCCUGGUUGGGGCAGGAGAACCCUCAAAGGAGGGGCUGAGCAGGUUUGGCUAAUCUUACUGGCCAAUUGUCUCUGCAAUGCAGCAGCAGGUGGGGGGGGGGGCUCUGUUGCCUCUUGCUCCUCUUUCCAGCUCUCACUUUGGCCCCGGGCAGGGGGGAGGUGGGUAGAUAAGCCUCCAUCCCAUCAUUUCACAGUGGCAGGGGAAAAGGCUGAGAGGCUUCCUCUGUGCCUGAAGAAUGGUGCUCCAAGCUGGGAACACACUGUGCCUGGGAUUUCCAGGUCCAAGCUGCAGCCAGGAGGCCUCUUGAGUUGCUUUUCUCUCCAAGUCAUAGAACCACCAAAUUGUAGAGUUGGAAAGGACUCAAGCUUUAUGAGGAAUGGCUGAAGGAACUGGGUAGGUUUAGCCUGGAAAAGAGGUGACUGACAAGAGAUAUGAUAGCCAUCUUCAAAUACCUUAAGGGCUGUCACAUGGAAGACGGAGCAACCUUGUUUUCUCCUGUUCUGGAGGGUUGGUCUUGAACCAAUGGCUACAAGUUACAAGAAGGGAGACUAAACAUCACAAAAAACUUUCUGGCACUAAGAGCUGUUUGACAGUGAAAUGGUCUCCCUCAGGAGGUUGUGGACUCUCCUUCGCCAAUAUUCUAUGACCUCAAGGUUCAUCCAGUCCAACACCCUGAGUUUCCUUUCCUUGCCCAGGUACAACGAGAUCUCCGCCAUCAACACAGCCUGCUCCUUUGGCAUCUCUGAGUGCCAGAACUUGGCCAGUGACUUGUUCAACACUUGGAUGAAUAAUCCCAGCAAUAACCCGUAAGUGUUUGUGGCUGUGCCUGAAUGGUCUAGGACAGACCUCUGGGGAGCCCUCUGUCCCUUGAGCAGGCCAAUCCCUCAGGCUGGUUUGGGUUCACAUCCACACCAAACCAUGAAAGCACAUUUGUAGAACUUUAACAGUCACUGCUUCCCCCGGAAAAUCAUGGGAACUGUAGUUUACCCCGAAAGAGCUAUGAUUCCCACUGCCCUUAAGAAACUACAGUCCCUAAGAUUCUUUGCAGGAAGCCAAGUGCUUUAAGUGUGGAAGUGACCCUCGCUUUUUCCAAAUGUAAAGGUUGCAAUCAGAUACAUCAUUUCCAGUAAUUCCCACAGAGCACAGAGAGAUUUACUUCCAAGUAAGCAUGCACAUGGUUGCAUUGGAGAGGCAAAUCCUCUAGAUCAAAGUGUAACAGCAGUGCCUUUUUAGGCCAGUCAGGCAAGUUUGCAUCUCUGUUUCGUUUUGCAGAGAAAGUCCACUCCUGCAGGAUCUCAGGACACAAGAGUGAUCCAUGUGUCCUCAGCUGCUGCAUUGCCAGCUAAUCAUAAAUUUAGUUUAUUUAUUUAGCAAGUUUUAUAUGCCGCUUAAUCAAAAUCAAAUACAUUUCUAAGAGUGGUUUGUGCGGGAUGUAAAACACAGGAGCAGUCAAUUACAACAUUCCUAGAGCGUACAUGUUUAAACAUGGGGAGGGAUGUCUGUCCAGCCAGCAGGUAAACUUCCUGGGACAGACUUCCUCUGUAUGUGACUAGAGGUGGGUGUGGCCUCACCUGUGCAGGUAAUGAUAAAAGCACAGGGCAGGGCAGCCAUCUCUCUCUUGUUCUCUUGCCUCUCUCUGCCAUCUUCCUUCGAAGAAGUAACAUCUGCUAAAGAUGCUCUCUUGGCUCCCAGCCAAGAGAGGAGAAAGGGACUAUCUUCCUAUAAGAUAGAUUCUAAAUGUAUAUUACCUUAUUAAGCCUGUCUGCCUUCUGGGAUCCUAUUGUGAACAGAAAGUGAGUAAACUCUUUUUAUACUUUUAUAAAAGACUGUGUCGUGUCUUGUAUUUUAAGAGGGAACAAAGGGGAAAUUACCAGAGUGAUUAUUAUAGAGGUCCUAGCAAACCUGAGCACACGUUACCGUUGUGAACUUAAAAAGGGAAUGUCCUACUCUGCUGAUAUUUUGGGUACUUGUUAGCACAAGUUGGAUAAGGAUAUAAUCUCACAAUAUAUCCUCUCCUGCAUCCCUGAACAUUCCCACAGUUUGCAGACUAGUAUUAUUAUUGUUGUUGUUUAUUUAUAUCCCACUUUUCUCCUGGACCAGGGCUCAAGGUGGCUUACAAAUAAAAAUUGCGGAACAAAGAUAAAAUAAAAGAACUAAAAAUCAUUAAAAAUCAACUAAACACCAAUAGGAUUAAAACAAUAUAUAUAAAAAUAAAUCCAUAAAAAAUAGGAUCUGUUAAUAACAGCAAUAAAAUAGUAGCAUACAAUAUUCACUGGGGUGUAAAUGCAUAUCUUAAGGGCAUAAAAUGAGUAUUUUAAAUUGUAAAACAGAAACUUUAAUAAAAGUUAUGCAAAAAAUUGAAUCGUUUAUUCAUUCUCGCCUUCAGGAUUGCACCCAACCUGCGCUCUGCCAUCUACUGUAGUGCCAUUUCUACAGGUGGGGAGGAGGCCUGGGACUUUGGCUGGCAGAUGUUCCUGAAUGCCACCGUGGUGUCUGAGGCUGACAAGCUCCGUUCUGCUUUGGCCUGCAGCCAGGAGCCCUGGAUCCUCCAGAGGUGAGGUGGCCCCAGCCGGACAAGGCCCUUGUAGGGUGGAGGUGGGGAUGGGGAGGAUGCGCCAGGCUUCUUCAGAGCCUAGGGACGAGCAGGGGCCAGCCUUCCUCUGGUGCCGGGGGUCAGGUCUGUGGCCCCCUUUCCCCUGGGAGAUGCACUCCCAGGAAGCAAGCGGCAAGGGGCAGAUGUGGUCUUCAAGGACUGAAUAAGGUGGAGUGAGGGCCAGGCUUCAGCCAGGAGGGGGCCGCCUGGUGCCAGCCAGCGGCGUGAACUUGGGCCCGCCUUCACUGCAAUGGGAUGACGUUGCAGCGCAGUGCGGGCACAUGCGCUCCAGAUCCACAGCGACGCCUGAACCAGGGCCUGAGCCUCCACCGUGGGGUCUCUGUCUGCCACAUGGCCUCCACCCAGAGCUGCAGCGGGCCCCAACAGAGGCCCAUGGCAGAGUUGCAGGCCCUGGCCCAGUUGCCACUGGGGCGCCUGAAUGCCAGAGGUAAUGCAGUGGUGGUGGUGGUGAGGUUGGGCAAGGGUGAGGUUUUGUGGGUGCCCAGACCCCCAGGGUCCCCUGGAGUUGCUGCCAGUGGUGCCAGCUCAAGGACCUGCCCCCAUCCGGUUCCACAGGUACCUUGAGUUCUCGCUGGACCCCACGAAGAUCCGCCGUCAGGAUGCCACGUCCACCAUCAUCAGCAUCUCCAGCAACGUGGUUGGGCAGGGCCUUGUGUGGGACUUUGUCCGGGCCAACUGGAAGACGCUCUUUGAACAGUGAGUGGGGUGAUUUGAACUGAUGACAGGGGAGGGGCAUUGGUUGUGUGUGUUUGUGUGUGCCCAGGCUCACCCUUUCCUCCCAUUACCCCCCUACCCACCGAAACAGGUACGGUGGAGGCUCCUUCUCCUUCUCCAACCUGAUCCAGGCGGUGACGCAGAGAUUCGCUUCCGACUUUGAGCUCCAGCAGGUAAGGACCGUAUACAGUCGGAGGAGCAGGAGGGAGGCCUGUGCAGAGUGUGGGUGGGGGGCAAACACCUUGAUGAGCCAGAAACCAUGACCCUUCGCAGGCCACCCAAAGGAUGCCAGGCACUCCUCAGAACACCCAAGGCUUGGUGUGGUGCUGGAAAGACUGCCCCAUGGAGCUGGGUCACAGCCUCCCCCAGUUCCAGACCACCACAUCUGUCCUCCACUUGUUUGAAGUGGGAGCUUCCAAACUGUCCUGGGCAGCCAUACUUUAAUCAAUAAGGGUUAUAGUGUAAAUUAAACAACUGAUUUUUUUUAAAAAAAACAGGUUGUUUUUUUUAAAGGGGCUGCUCAGGUGAAUUGCACGUCCAUCCUCUCCCCCCACCUCCCACACCCCUGUGGCUACUGUUGUGUUCAUUCUUUUUCUUUUUAAAUAUAUUCCUUGCCUUCCACUAGCAGGUCCCAGGGCAGGUUGCAAAAAUUUAAGAUUAAGUGUUAAGAAGUGGGCCAAUUCUUUACAAAACAAAAUGGGUUCUGUUCUAUAUGGGUUGCUCAUAUAGCAAAGGAUGGUGUUGGUUACCCCAGUGUAACGCACAUAGCACUUUUUAGUUAAAAAUCCAUAAUUGCUUGUUUAUGUUCCAUCUCCCCUCCAAGGUGGAAUAUACAUAAAUGUGAUAGAUAAUUCAUCCGCACAACCACCCUGCAAGGUAGGUUAGGCUGAAAGAAACUGGGACUGGCCCCCAAGGUCGUCCAGUGAGCUUCAUGGCUGAAUGGGGUGUGUGUGGAUUCGAACCCAAGUCACCCAGGUCCUAGUCCAGCAUUCUGACCACUUCCUCACACUUCCCGAAGAUGACAGUGAUGACCCCCUGCCUGCUUUCUCUCCCUCCCGGCAGCUGGAACAGUUCAAGGCAGACAACGCGGAUGUGGGCUUUGGCUCUGGGACACGAGCGCUGGAGCAGGCCCUGGAGAAGACGAAGGCCAACAUCCAGUGGGUGGCUGCGAACAAGGAGCCUGCCCUGAAGUGGUUCCAGAGCCAGCUGUGA
Messenger RNA from Podarcis lilfordi (Lilford's wall lizard), 19170 nucleotides. The record is from the annotation of a GenBank genome assembly. NCBI's taxonomy places the organism in Eukaryota, Metazoa, Chordata, Lepidosauria, Squamata, Lacertidae.